CCCUGGCGUGACCCAGACCCUGAAAUGGAUCUAACGGCUUGAGAUGUUUUCUGGGCUAGUGCUUUUACAAACUCCUUACUGUAUCUUCCUUUACUGACGGGGCAGGAACCCGAAUCUGGAAUCUUUCAGCUAGAUAAAGGACUUACACGUUAAAUCUUAACACAUGAGUGAUUGGAAAUCAUUGUGCAGUGAGAAUGCAGAGUUCCAGACUGGAAGUAAUAUGGGAAAGAUCGUAUUCAGGAAAAGGUUUCAGUUUCUCUGUGAAGCAAGCAUGAUACCCCACCUAUUUCCUGAACAUGAAAAUUGAGCUGGGAUUAGGACUGUAUGUGCAGGGAGCACAUCAGCCUCCAAACAAGAGAGAUGAAACUGAUAGCAAUUUCUUUGGCCACCUGAAGUUGACAAAAAGGGAGAAGUUGCCUAGAAAGGAAGUGUGACGGUAUUAGAAAGUAGAUGUAAGUAUGAAGACAAUGGAAUGAGAUCAACAAGAGGACACGAUUCUUGUGAAAGUAUAAUUGCAUUCACAACCAAGCAGGAUGAUUAAUGUGUACAGAAGUCAGGUCCUUCUGAAGAAAGCUGGGUGAAGAAAGAAACAGAUUAUUGUUCUUUACAGUUCUUAUUCUUGCAUUAGUAAAGGUAGCAGCCACUAAAGGUGAGGACUGAAUUGAGGGAGAGGUAAACUAGAGGGGACUGUUGAUAUGACAAAGACCGAUACCUCCUUUACAUGUUAAGGGUAAUAGUCAAACAGUAACCUGGCAGCUUUUUGAUUUAUAUUUCCUCGUCAAAUCAGGAAAGUGUUAUGUAUUCAAAAGGAGGAAAGAAUCAACUUGGGAAAUGCAAAGUAGAUCCCUUUUACCUCCCUCUGAUUCCAGUACUGUUUCAUGUUUUCCUUAGUAAUGUGGAUAAGGAAAUGGGGGGAGUGCUCAUUAAGCUUUGUGAAUGACAGUAAACUGGCAGGAGUAUUUUAGCACAAGGUAACUCCUAACAAGGGCCAUAUCCAUUGAAAAUGGGGUAAAUGUACUUGACUAAAAUGGACAUUAGAAUGUUAAAUGCCCUUGUCAAUUGGGAGAAAUAGAAAUAAACAGUAAAAUCCAUGAGAAGUAACAACAUUGAAAUGUAAAACGAGUAAGUACAAAUAAAAAAGAUGCAUACAUUAUAUGUAUAGACUCUAGGUUGAAUGACUUGUGAGUUAAUAAUGCCGUAUAUCCAAAAGUUAAUAUAAUCUAGCUCCCUAGACUUAGAUUAGGGAGUGAGUGCAGUAUGAGUGGAGUGCAGGGUUUAGGAUGCUGUUUUUCUGGAUGAGUAUUGAAUGGAAAACAGAUCAAAGAAAACCGUGAAAAUUUAUUUAAUGGCUUGAAAAAUACAGUGUAAUAAUUUAUCUUAGAUAUAUUACUGUAACUUACCAAUUUAACCACUGUUCCAUUAUAACAUAAUGGGAGGUUAUCUCCUUACUCCAUAUAUUUACAUCGUGCUAUUGUUGCUAUAAACAUUUUAUAAAUCCCUGUUAAAAAUGCUUCUAGAAUAUUUGGGUGCAUGUCCUUAAGGGAGGCAAAUCUUUGCCCUGUGAUAAGAUGGAAUUGAUUUUGCAGGAACAAAGACUAUUCAGAAUCAAAUAUGGUGAACAAAGUGGGAGGUCAAAAUGGGUAAUACUGUUGGCGUCAAAAUAAGGUGGGACUUGAAAGCAAGGAGACUACUUUACUUCUGAGGCCUAUAAACCCAUUGAGGAAACACCUCUGAAAGAGAAGUUCCAGAAAGGUUUUGCAUAACCACAGCAUUGCUGGAAUAAGUCAAUUGUAGCCUUCCAAGGUAACUAUUUUGAAGAACAGUUCUUACUCAUUUACAUAAGCUUUGGCAUUUUGGUUUUUAAAAAAUUAGUCAUACAACAUUGCAGUUAUAUCUUGAAAGCCCUCCUUUAAGGAAAUAAAGAUUUGAGAAAAAAAUGCUCAGGAGUUGUCAACAAUAACGAAAGCUUAUUUUAGAAGGCUCAUUUUGACUUGCACUUAAUGCUGGGAUUUAAAUGACUUAGAGGGAAAAACUAGGUGAGGCCAGUAUGAUUUAGUGUCAGUGAGUAUGUUCAAUGCUUUUGUGCAGGCAUGAAAGUAAAAUUCAAAUCCCUUCCUUCAGAAAGGGCUUCCCAGUUUGCUUGUUCCGGCAGUUAUCCUUCUUCUUUUAAUAAGUGGAUGGUGGGGAGGAAAAGCAGCCCAGUCUUUAAGACUGGAGGCAGGUAUCCAUGUUGUUGGAGCCUAAAGGGCAACCAUAGUGUUUGCAAAUGAAAGCUGACAUUGCCUCUUAGCAUGCAAGCCUGUCCAUCCUCAGCUACUUAUCAGGGUCAAGUUGACUUUUAAUAUCCUUGAGAGGGACCAUGAGAAGUCAGUGUAGCCUUGCUAGACCAUCGUUAUUCAACCAGCUAUUUCCAUGGCCAUAAUGGAGAGGCUUGGGAGCCCAGAUAAAUCCCAGUUUCCUUUUCUGGGCCUCAGAGGCAAGCGCCAGACUUUAUCUACGGGGACAGAUUCUGCAACCCAAAACGGUCAGAACCCUUCUCAAAAUCAUCUGGCUAAGUACCCACCUAUCAUCAAGCUGCUGUUGUUGGCUCUGAAGUGGUGAAGCAAAUAUCCACUUAUAUAAUAAAGAGGGGAAGAGCAGAGGGAGAUAAAUCUCCAGUUUCCAAAUGUAAAUGGUAUCUGUACAUAUUCACCUGUGAAAGGUUAGGAAAUGGAAACAUUAGCUUAUUUGAUUUUCUUGCAUCUAAUAAUAAGUGUUCAGUGAUCUUGUGUGCCAAGCACUAUCUGAAGUACCUUACAUACAUUUAUUCAUUUAAUCUGUGAAGCAACUUGAUGAAGUAGAAACCAUUUUCAUUAUUUUACAGUUGAAAGGAGGCUUAGGGAACAGUUAUAUAACUUGUCCAAGGUCACAGAGUUUAGGUGGCACAGUUGUGAUUUGAACUCAGUGUAUCAGACUCUCAAGCCUUCCGUAUAGCUUCCCAAAAGCAGAUUACAAGAACCAGGCAAGGCACAGAAUUUCACAGUAAAGCUUGUCCCUGAACAUAUGACCUUCAGAUUAAUAGUGGGACAUGUAAAUCAUUAUAGCCACAGAGAAACUUUAAAAGGAAAACAAAAAAUACAAAAUUAACCCCGAUUUAUUAGUGGCUAAGGACAGUUAGUUGCCCAUGUAUAUUUGUGAAAUGACUUAUACAGGAGGCAAUGCUACCAUGAUCUGUAAAUUCUUAGAUAUGAACAAAUAUAUCUUAGACUCAUUUUGAAUACAAUAAAGAUCUUUAUAUUUCUAGCACCUUAUAAAUUACCAAUGGCUUUUACAUACCUUAUCUCUUUUAAUCCCCACAACAGCCCUAUGAGCCAGUCAUUCUUGGCCUGUUGUUAUAGAUGACAAUUUUGAAGCUUAGAGAGGUUAAGUGACGUACCCAAGAUCAUACAACUAGCAAAGCUGAGGCUCAGACUCAGGCUUUUUGACUCAAAUGUGGCUUGUCUUUUACCAAAUCACUUACCUCUCUACUGGGUUGUUUGACUUUUCUCCAAGCCAGGUCAAGGUUUUUCAUACUGAGAUUUUUCAGAAAUUCUUACUUAGAUAUUUCAUCUUUCUGUAAAAGGCAGAUUUAUUGGCCCACAAACUUGGGGAGCCAUAUUUAUAUACUUAGCAUAGCUUAUGCCCAGGUCCUCUCCAUAAGGGUGUAUUUUUAUCGAGUUAGAAUUGUUGAGUUAGACUUAGAUGUGUGUAUAGAAUGUUCAAAGUAGCUUCCCACAAUCUGGUUUUCUCUUGGGGGUGAGGAGUUCCAGGCCUCUGAAGCCAAACCUUUCAGAAUUGGUAGCCAAAUACACCACUAACUGCGGCAGAGCAAUGCAAUUUCUGAACAUUCUCCCUAUACAAGAUCAGUUUUGAAUAAAUGCAUGGAAACAUGAUAAGCCAAGAGGCUCAAUUUAUCUUUGCUUAUUGGUAGCUCUAGCCAGCAUUUGACCCGUAGUCUCUAUGAACAACUCUUCUGAUGGAUUUUAUAUGCCUUGUGUGAUGUGAAAGAUCAGUAAACAAACCCUUUAUUGGAAAUACAUGAGGUUUUGUGGGGGGAAGUAGGAAAGAAUGUGUCAAAUUGUGAUAAGUGAUACUGUAUAGAGUAUUUCUGAUUGACCAUCCAGUAACUAACCUUUUAAGCUUCCGGUUUUUUGUUGGUAGCAGGCAGGAGAAAAUAACCAGAGGAAUGUGGAUUGCUUGCAGCUAACCGGGACCUGUUCAUCUGACCCGGAUGCAGAGUCUACAGCCUGACCCAGCUGCCCGCUAUCGCAAUGUGUUGGAAGCCCUCUGGAGGAUUAUAAGAACGGAGGGCCUAUGGAGGCCCAUGAGGGGGCUGAACGUCACAGCAACAGGCGCAGGGCCUGCCCACGCCCUUUAUUUUGCCUGCUACGAAAAGUUAAAAAAGACAUUGAGUGAUGUAAUCCACCCUGGGGGCAAUAGCCAUAUUGCCAAUGGUGCGGCCGGGUGUGUGGCAACAUUACUUCAUGAUGCAGCCAUGAACCCUGCAGAAGUGGUCAAGCAGAGGAUGCAGAUGUACAACUCACCAUACCACCGGGUGACAGACUGUGUACGGGCAGUGUGGCAAAAUGAAGGGGCCGGGGCCUUCUACCGCAGCUACACCACCCAGCUGACCAUGAACGUUCCCUUCCAAGCCAUUCACUUCAUGACCUAUGAAUUCCUGCAGGAGCACUUUAACCCCCAGAGACGGUACAACCCAAGCUCCCACGUCCUCUCUGGAGCUUGCGCAGGAGCUGUAGCUGCCGCAGCCACAACCCCACUGGACGUUUGCAAAACACUGCUCAACACCCAGGAGUCCUUGGCUUUGAACUCACACAUUACAGGACAUAUCACAGGCAUGGCUAGUGCCUUCAGGACGGUAUAUCAAGUAGGUGGGGUGACCGCCUACUUCCGAGGGGUGCAAGCUAGAGUAAUUUACCAGAUCCCCUCCACAGCCAUAGCGUGGUCUGUGUAUGAGUUCUUCAAAUACCUAAUCACUAAACGGCAAGAAGAGUGGAGGGCCGGCAAGUGAAGUAGCACUGAACGAAGCCAGGGGUUCAGAUGACACUGCUGCAUCCUGCUCACAUUCUCUGUCUCCUGGAAUGCUCCCGCCUCAAGUGGAGUUAGAAGGAAGGUAGAGGGGCUCUCCCCCAGGAUUUUGGUGUUUCGACUAACACCAGUUCCUGCCAACCUCUGUUGCCACCACCUUUCCUUCCAGGCCCUAAGCACGUGCAGCAAAGCACACCACAGCACCUUUGAUAACCUCUCUCCAUCCUGGGCCUGACGACCUGCUCUAGACUGUUAUAGAGGGAUAAGCAGCUCAUUCCCCUGGUUCCUAAUAAAAAGCCUUUAAAUUAAA
Molecule: messenger RNA, 5374 nt
Organism: Macaca mulatta (Rhesus monkey)
Lineage: Eukaryota; Metazoa; Chordata; Mammalia; Primates; Cercopithecidae
Source: RefSeq, a predicted model, not a curated record